Molecule: messenger RNA, 6272 nt
Organism: Apis cerana (Asiatic honeybee)
Lineage: Eukaryota; Metazoa; Arthropoda; Insecta; Hymenoptera; Apidae
Product: putative ATP-dependent RNA helicase CG8611
Molecular function (GO): RNA helicase activity; ATP binding; nucleic acid binding
Source: RefSeq, a predicted model, not a curated record
UACUGUACAGUAGUACCAAGUAUAAGUGUGUGCUUGACAUGUGGUUUUAGGUUAGAUCUCGUGUUUUUAAAUAUUAUUUUAAAUAUUAUACUUGUUUUCUAUUAAUUUUUAACGUAAUAUUGUUCUUUAAAGUGAAAAUUAAAAAAAUAAUAGUUCGAAAUGACUGUUCAAGACAUGGAUAUUUGCUUAAAUAUUUCUACAAAACCUGUUGCUAAAGAGAAAAUGGGAAUAGAAAAUGAUUCUAUUCUUAACUUAAUGAGAGAAAAGAAAAUUGAGAAAGCAAAAAAUAAAGUUAAAGCAAGUACGUUAAACAAUGUUUCCGUCAAAGAAACAAGUACUAUUAAGAAAAGAAUUAAACAAAAAUCUUUAGGAACAAUUGUUGCAAAAAAAUUGAAAGAAAGUAAUCAAAAUCAAUCUUCUGUUAUACAAAAUGAAUUAAAAAUUAAACCACAAAUAAAUAAUAUACAUGAAGAUCCACAACAGAGAAUAUCUAAAGUAGAAGCAUAUAAAAAUAAUAUUGAAACGUCUAAUAAAAUUAAUGAUAUUUCUAAUAAUCCUAUUAUUUCUUUUACUAAGACUACAAAAGAAAAUUAUGGUAAAACUAUAUUGGCAAGGAAAAGAAAGAUUAUAGAUACAAAUUCAAAAAGAACAUUAUCUAGUAUAUUUUCAAGACAAUCAGAAUCGGAAGAUGUUAGUCUGCUGAAUUCAUUAAAAAAAAUACAACAAGAACAAAGUGAAAAAAAAAAUCAAAAGGAAUCUAAUGAAGAAUCUAAAAAAAUUUCUAGUUCAUCAGAAAAAAUGAAUUUUGAUAAGAAAAAAAAAAAGAAACAAAUAGAAAAAUUCAAAACCGAUAAUGAUAAUAACAUAGAAGAUGACAAAAAUAUACACUUCUCUCAUAAAUCUCUUGGAAAAAUAUCUUCCUUAUUUGGGCAUAAUCCAGAAAUACCAAAUAUUGGACAAAGACUAGUAAAGCCGAUAAAUGAACCAAUAUUUACAGGAACAACUUUUACUGACCUUAAUAUUCAUCCUUUCAUGAUAUCUAAUUUAGAACAAAAUAUGCAUAUUACUAAAAUGACUACAGUUCAGCAAAAAGCAAUACCUCAGAUAUUUUCAAGGAAAGAUGUUUUAGUUAGAUCUCAAACUGGUUCAGGAAAGACACUAGCUUAUGCUUUGCCAAUAGUCGAAUGUUUACAUAAGAUUAGACCAAAAUUAAAUAGAAAUAGCGGGUUAAAAGCUCUUAUAGUUGUACCAACUAGAGAAUUGGCACUACAAACUUAUGAAUGUUUCUUGAAAUUAAUAAAACCAUUUACGUGGAUUGUGCCUGGAUAUUUAGCAGGAGGUGAAAAAAGAAAAGCAGAAAAAGCUAGAUUGAGGAAAGGAUGUAAUAUUUUAGUCGGUACACCGGGUAGAUUGUUAGAUCACAUACAACGAACAGCAGCUUUAAAAUUAAGCGAUGUUAAGUAUUUCGUUUUGGACGAAGCAGAUAGAAUGUUUGAUAUGGGAUACGAAAAAGACAUAUCAGGAAUAGUGAGUGCUCUGAAAGUAUCAACUCCGAGUCAAAAUACGGGAUACGAUGCUAUGAAAAUAUUACGUCAAAAUAUAAAGAAAUUCACGGACGAAGAUGUUGAACAUUUGGAAAAUAAUGAUGAUUUAGAAAAAUCUGAAAAUGAUGAUCAAAAAGAAUCAAUCGUUAAAUCGAACAAGAAUAUUAAUUCAGAAUGUGAAGAUGAAAUAGAAGACGUUAAAAAAAAACAAAUAUAUCAUUCCAGCAGCGAUGAUGAUUCCGACGAAGGUGAGCCUUAUGUAAAAUCAAAAAAGUCAGAUAAACAAAAAAUUGGCGCAGCUCUUACGGAGCAAAAAGAGUCCGAUGUAUCAAAAGAUAAAAUGGAAGAUGAUAAUAAUAGUGAGGAUGAAUCAAGAAGACAAACAAUUUUACUUUCUGCCACAUUGACGCAAGCGGUUGAAAAAUUAGCCGGCCUUGCUAUGAAUCAUCCUGUUUUCAUUGAUGCUGCGAAAGAAAAUUUGGAAACAACCGAUAGCGAUGGGACUGAACUUAACGAAGAUUUAGUAGUUCCACAAAGCGUAAAUCAAAGUUAUAUCGUGACACCUCCGAAAUUGAGGUUGGUUACUUUGAGUGCUUAUAUUACAGGAAAAUGUCAGAGCCAUGGCCAACACAAAAUAUUGAUAUUUAUGGCUACUCAAGAUAUGGUUGAUUAUCAUACAGAAAUUUUGUCAUCCGUGUUAACGAAACCCACCGAUGAAGAUGACGAUGAUUCCGAUCCUUUGGUAGUCAUGGAAUUUUUCAAGUUGCACGGUAGCAUGACCCAAAAAGAGCGAAUCGAGAUUUUCAAAACUUUUAGACAGGCGAAAAGUGGGAUUCUACUUUGUACGGAUGUCGCGGCACGAGGAUUGGACUUGCCAAAAGUGGACUGCGUGAUUCAAUACACGGGGCCGACGUCGGCCAGGGAUUACGUGCAUCGAAUCGGUAGAACAGCGCGAGCUGGUUCUUCCGGUUCAGCGACUAUCCUUUUAACACCGCCAGAAAUUGAAUUCGUACGAAUGCUCGAGUCUAGGCGUAUCAGAAUCAGGCAGGAGAGCAUGGACGACGUUUUGGAUAGGCUGAUGGGCCCGCUGUCCAAGCAUUCUUCCGCUCAUAACGCGGCUGUCGCGUUGCAGAACGAUUUCGAAAAUUUGAUACUGGAGGACACGAAGCUACGCGAGAGAGCGUGCAAAGCGUACACGUCGUGGAUACGUUUCUACUCGAGCUACCCUCGCGACAUGCGGCAGAUUUUCAAUCGGAGGGACCUCCACUUGGGCCACUACGCCAAAAGCUUCGCACUCAGGGAGACUCCGCAACGAAUCGGUGGAAUAGGGAGGAGACUCCACGAAAAGGAACGCGCGAAGAAGGAGCAGCUGAACAACAACAGGUUGACGAGCGGGAAGCCCGACGGGGAGCCGGCAAAGAAGAGGCAGAAUCGUCAAGGUGACGAGGAGGCGAAGAUGGGGUUGCUGAAGAGAGUCAGAAUGCUUAACACCUCCGAGUACGACAGCGGCCUCGAGCCGGUGAAGAAGCCAAAGAAAUCCUGAGCUCUUCGCGUUGUCGCCUCGAUUACUAGUAAACAGAAUGCGAUUUCCGUUACCGUGAUUCCCAUCUCUCGUGUAAAUGUCUCUUAAAACAACCCUUGUUCCAAGCAAAACGAAAAUCCAGGUUACUCGCUCGCCAUUUCAUCCAACUGCUUAUUCUUAGCAGUGUGUUACAUGGUUGUUGACAUCUUAUCGAUUUCUUAAAUAUGUCGUUCGUUUGCUGCCACGAUUACAUAAUUUUUGAGCUUACUGAAGAGGAAAAAGUGAAGAGAAAAAUUGUAGAAUACGUGUAAUGUGCAAUAAUAUGUAAUAGAAUAUCGAAAGUGAAAUGCUCAAUGCUCUUGUAACAAUUCACGUUUAAGAUCGUAGUUAUAUGUAGACUAUGAAUGAUAAUUGGUUGCGAGAAUCAUCGGUUUCUUAGAAAAAUUGGCCAGUUUUAAAGUUGACUCAGAGAGAAGAAUUUAAUUUAAAUAUUUUAUUUAAAAACAAUCUUGCUUCCAACGAUACAAUCGUCAUUGUAUUAUUGUUGCAGUAAACGAAUGAUAUAUUAUAAUUUCCCAUAACACGUACAUAAUAUAUAAAUAUUUUUUCAAAAAAAGGAAAAAAAGAAUAAUAAACGUCCAACGUCGGAAAUAUGCAAGUGCUUAUAUAUAUUCUUUCCUUCCUUUCGCCACUUCCCCCCAAAUGAAGUAAUUAAAUAAUUUCAACGAAAUAUCCUCUCCUUACAGUUCGGUAUCAGAGAAUCGCAGAGCGUACCAAACAGCGCACUAAAUCGCGUUACCAGCGUGCGCGGAUGUGGAGUUUUUUGGUCGUAAAUAUGCGAGGACGAGGCGUAAGUAUGUCGGUACGCGGACGAGGAGUUGGAAUAAAAGGGGAGUCGGAGGAGGGGGGGGAGGGAAUAAGGGCGGAGGGAUAUGAUUAAUACGGCAGCAUUAUUUUCAGAUUUUUUGCACCACGAUCCGCGAGCGCAAAUUGCUUGCAAAUAAAGGCGGCGUCGGCUAUCGCCGCUGGUAGGACACCGAGGAGGGGAAAGAACGUUGAGGAAGGAGGAGAGGGGGUAGAGGCCGAGAGAGCUCAGCCUCGGCUUAAUUUAAUUUAAUUAUGCCUUCUUUCUUCGCUACCAACGCGUCGGAAGAUAGAUGGCGAAUUUGAAAUCGCCUCUCCUUUCGGCUUCGCUCGGAAUCACGAUUUCCUCCGAUAGAUUUCCACUUUCCAUUAAUUAGGUUAACCCCUUCGAUUGAUCGUCCCGAUGCCAACAUUCGGCCAAUAUAUUACUCGAUUCAGCGUAGUAAAGUUGACGCGAUGUUGAACAGGGUCGAAACCCUGUCCUUGAAAAAUAAAAUUUAUUGAUGAAUCGCGGGUAAUUUUUAAUUUCGAUUGAUUAGGGUUGAUUCUUCAUACCUUUUUUCUGUUCAAGAGUAAAUUCUGAAAAAAAGAGUUUAAAGCAAAUUUUAAUCGUAAAAAAAAAGUUAUUCAUUGCAAUAUAUAAAGGUUGACACGAGAUGACUUUAUUUUUCAUUGAAAUGAUUUUAAUUUAAACGAUCUCAAGAUGCGCUCUCGUUGGUGUGCACUCGUUGGAGCAGAUUCAUUUGCCUUAACGAUUUGCCCGCGUGUCGAACAAAGCGUUUUUCAUCGCGAAAAGAACAGUAAGCGUCGCAUGACACGGUGAAAUUUAAUUAAACGUAAUGUCCCUCGGUCCCGAUGCAUUUUCGAAACCCACCCAAGUGGCAAUCUUCGAAGCGGCCACAUUAGACGAGGGACGGGGCAAAGAGUGCGAUAUUUAUUCGUAAUGUGCAUCGCAAUUCGUCGUGGCUUAGCAUCAGUCAUAGUCAUCGCGAGCGUGCACACGCUCAUAAUGAACCGUACGAUUAGGAUAUCCCGUUCGUUCAUUCGUCGAAUGGGUUUCGUGGACGAAGAAGUAAUCGUAGAUUGCUUCGAACGAAUAAAAAGCCCAAGAAAGGGUGUAAUUCUCAUUACCGGAGGAUAUGCGCAGCUUGAGUCUGAUUAAUAUGACAGAAGAGGGAGGAGGGAACGGUGGAAAAAAAAAAAAAGAAAAAGAAAAGGAGAGAAUCGACUGUACAUUGGGGACCAACCGCGUAUCCACCCUCGUGUUUCGUUCCUUUUUUUUUUUUUUUUCUUACGUAGAAAAAUGCGUGUCCGCGACUAAUGGGCCACUGAAAAAACCUAAGCAGAUAUAAAAGGAACCGAUUAUUCCGGACGAUUACCGAUUUCCGGCCGGUUAACGAUUUUUUCGAAUCGUUUACACCGCAACCACCGCCAGUUCAUCUUCGCCAGUCGUUGUCUUUUACUACUGCUUCGUCGUAGUUGUCCAACGGAACGAGAACGGGCAAGAAUUAUAUACAUUAUACGAUUACGAUUAUUCGUAAUUUACAAAGGAAUUUAUUCAAAGAGUGAUCGAGGUUUAACUUUGAUUAAAAGUUUUUAAAAAAAAAGUUCAACAUUGUUUGUCAGAUUAUUUGACGCGUCUCGCGCGUUACUUUCUCAUUAUUCGCGAAAGAUUUUAUUUCACAGAGGAUACCUAUACGACGAGCAAUUGAUAAAACUAUUUACGGUGUAUUUUCUGAUUUCACGGUUCGAAUUAAGGAUAAUAUAUCGCGGAGAUGAUCGUCGAUGUUUGGAUUACGGGUUCGAUGAUGUUCUCUCGUGUACCACAUCCCCCUUCCCCCCUGAGUGUAAUAAGCGGGUUGUUAUCGCGACCAUCGAAAGAUAUCGAGUCCUUUCAUCGGCAAUUGGAAAGAAAAAACACGAGAGAAUUUUAUUCGUCGUUACUCGAACGAUACAUUUAAUAAUUCAACCGACGCGAGGAUGUAUAAUUGUUGCUCUAAUUAUUCCGAUAACGGUGCAAUUAAGUUUCACGUGUAACGCCGGCGAUGUGAUGCACUCUCUCGCCUCGACACAAUGAAGAGAGAAUUCUUUCAUCGGGGAGGCAGGAAGACGGGCGAACUGUUUUUCAUCCGAGAUCGGCAGGUGAAAUCCGCUCGAAAAUGCGUCACAAUCGAGCAGGAUUAACAUUUUACACGAACAUCUACCAUGUCGUGCAAAAUAACCAUUGCAAGGAUCAGGGAAUGGUUGCACGGUUGCUACUCUUUCUCUCGUUAUUUUCUCCUGUAUUUAUGUACAACACCAUUAUUUAGUUGAACGUGUAUAAUAUAUUGGGUUAAACUGAA